This is a messenger RNA of Filobasidium floriforme, 1581 nucleotides long. Its product is annotated as general substrate transporter. Gene Ontology annotation, biological process: transmembrane transport; carbohydrate transport. Lineage: Eukaryota; Fungi; Basidiomycota; Tremellomycetes; Filobasidiales; Filobasidiaceae. Gene Ontology annotation, molecular function: carbohydrate:proton symporter activity. The transcript has 10 exons. Gene Ontology annotation, cellular component: membrane. Bases 1 to 1581 code for a protein of 526 amino acids. The record is from RefSeq and is a predicted model, not a curated record.
AUGGUGCUCUCACCCAAGACCUAUACUUUCCUCUGUGGUUGCUUUGCAGCCCUAGGUUCGAUUCUUUUCGGUUAUGAUCUCGGAGUCAUCGCGGGAGUGCUCCCCGCUCCCGACUUUUUGCGGGUCAUGGACCUCGAAGACGACCCCAACGGGAACUGGAUCGGGUUCAUCUCCAGUUCACUCUUGUUGGGAGCGUUUUGCGGUUGUAUCCCGGCCUCGUUGGCUGCUGAUAUGCUCAGCCGAAGGACUGCCAUCUUUAUCGGAGCUCUCUGGUUCAUUCUCGGUGGUGUUCUGCAGACCGCGGCCAUGAACCGAGGGAUGAUGCUGGCUGGUCGAUUUAUCGGGGGGUUCGCCAUCGGACAACUCAGUUUCCUCGCCCCGUUGUACCAGACCGAGAUCGCCCACCCUUCCAACCGAGGUCGACUGGCGACGCUACAACAAUUCUUCCUAGGGAUCGGCGCCCUGAUCGCAUCCUUCAUCGUCUACGCCCUCGAAGUCACCCAACCCGGCACCGUCAUGCAAUGGCGUCUCCCCCUCGGCCUUCAGCUCUUCCCCUGUAUCCCGCUGGCUUCGAUGAUCUUCCUCUUCCCUGAAUCUCCUAGGUGGUUGAUGAGCGUCGGAAGGGAGGAGGAUGCCAUUGCCAGUUUGGCACGGUUGCAUGCGCAUGGAGAUAUUCACGAUCCGUUCGUUGUUAAUGAGGCGGCUGAGAUCAAGGCUGGGGUCAUGUACGACAAGCAGGCCGAGCAAGGUUGGAAGAAGGUCCUCGGAGACAAGUCCAACCUCCGUCGAGUCUUUAUCGGAGUCAUGCUCCAGUUCUCGGUCCAGAUGACCGGUGUCUCCUGUAUCCAGUACUAUUCUCCCCAGAUCUUUGCCGCCAUCGGAUUCGCCAAGGAGAAGACCUUCUUGUUCCAGAGUAUCAACUCGAUUAUUGCGCUCAUCGCUCAGGCUAUCUGCGUGUUCUUCUGCGACCGAAUCGGUUUCCGACCCCUCUUGAUCUACUGUAACUUGGUAUCAUCUGCCACAUUCGCCGUGGGAACUGCCCUCCAAGCCGAAUUCCCUGCCGAUCCCAACAACCCGGACGCUACGAACACUUCUGCCAGUUACGCUUUCGUGAUGAUGACCUGGAUCUUCAACUUUGCGUUUUCCCUGGGAAUCGGACCUAUCAGUUGGGCCGUUCCUCCGGCGAUCUUUACUACGGGGAUCAGGUCGAAGGGGACGGCGCUCUCGUCGAUGUCUGCUUGGAUUGCCAACUUUAUGAUCGGUCAAGUCAGCCCGAAAGCCUUCGAGUCCAUCGGUUGGAGGUACUACGUCGUCUUCUGCAUCCUCUCGUUCACCAACGCUAUCGCCAUGUGGGCCCUCAUUCCCGAGGUCGUCGGUCGAGAUCUGGAAUCCAUCGACGAACUCCUGCGGGAAGAACCUUGGUUCAUCCCCCGUUCGGCCGCGCUCAGGAAGAAGGUCAAGGGGACCGACGUCGAGGACAAGAUCAGGAAUGGAGAACAUCCUGCACCGGCAGCCAAGCUGGAUGGGCUGGAGUAUGAUGAGAAGAAGGAGGGGACGACUACUAUGGUCGAGCAUAUCUAG